Molecule: messenger RNA, 2613 nt
Organism: Teleopsis dalmanni
Lineage: Eukaryota; Metazoa; Arthropoda; Insecta; Diptera; Diopsidae
Exons: 4
Cellular component (GO): plasma membrane
Source: RefSeq, a predicted model, not a curated record
UAUUCAAAAAUGACAAAUUAUCUUUAUGACAGAAAACUAACCGGUUUAUAUUUUUUUUUUCAGCUCAUGCAAAAUCUACAAUACAAAUGUUAAUUUGGACCGUAGUUGGCAUAUUUUUAUUGAAAGAUAAAACAAGAUAAACCUAAUAAUUCCAUCCUAACAACAUAAAGUUUCAUAACCAUAAAAUUUAUAAAAAUGUAUCAGCAAAGUCGAGAUUUGCUAAUCAUUACUAUAAUUCUACUGCCAUUGAUUGUGAAUCACCAGGAGAUGCGUUGUAGUGCCAGCGUACAGGUUCAUCAUCAGUCAACACAAAAUGAUUACCUCGCCACAGAACUGCCACAGGAAAAGAUGGAUCAGCUUAAGAUACCAAAGGAUCAAACACUUAUUGUGCGACUGCCUUCAAAUACGUUGCUCAAAUACACAUCCUACAAAGAUGUGUCCAUACUACAUUUUCGUAUACCGCCAGAUACAAGAACCGCAUUUUUCACCUUCAAAGCAUUUGAGGAAUCCAAAAGUGCCUUUCUAAGAAAAUGCAGGUCUCGUGACGUUACUCUGCACCUUAAAGCCAGCAGCUAUCCUGUGAUAAGUCCUGAAAAUAUAACGUUUCCUAGAAAUUUUCUAAACGGCGACCAAAGAUUUAAAAUCUACGAUCUUCAAUUUCAAUCCAAUGAAGAACAGCAGCGUAUAACCGUGGAGGGACCGCAAGUGGGAAAUUGGUUCGCAGUUUCUUUUGUUAGUUGGACGGAUCCAAGUAAUGAUCGCAUAGAGCAACAAGGUCUUGCUGCAUCAUGUGACACAUUGCUGCUGGCUGAAAUGUCAGUGUCACGUUUUCAUCCGAUUAUCAUAAAUAAUGGUCAAGUGCAUAAUAGUACCCUAACGAGCAAUAGCGAUGAGCAGAACAUCACCACAAAACAGAAUUUAACAGAAAAUGAUGGUACCAAAAAAUUUAACUAUACCAAAUCUUCAGCAACAACCUCGUCACCAUCCGCUUUUGCAUCCACAACUGCGACAUCAUCAACAUCAACAUCAUCAUCAGCAACAGGAACAGCAACAGCAUCAGCUACAAAUGCAAGUGCAAGUGCAAGUGCAAAAUUGAAACGAACUCCUCCAUCUCAAUCCCAUGCAAAAACGAAAUCCUCAAACAAGAACAACGGCAACUCAACCACAAACAAUGAAAUCAUUUACAAAUUCUAUGUGCCCCGCAACAUCGGAGUAGCCACAGCACGCAUCACAAUUGCUCAAGUCUGUCUGCAGUGUCCGGAUGUUGGAUUUCAUAUACAGGCCAAUGCACUACCCUCAUACACAUCUAGUACUAGAAAAAAUUAUGAAAGUAAUUACAUUCACAGCACAAUCAUCAAGCCCAAUCAGACAGGCGAAAUCUCGAUCGAAUUUUACGUGCAACCUAACACAUGGCACUAUGCACUCCUUAAGUUUGAGAAUGCAGUAGGCGACGCAUCAAGUUCACUGACGGAAACUGAUGCAAAGCUGUUCGAUAGACUGGCAACGAGCACAUCUGACCUACGAUUAAGGAAUAUGCCAACAGCAUUUACAUACGGUCAGCGGCAAAGAAUACAACAGCUACAACAACAACAGCGAGCUCAUAGACGUCAAAAUGCCACUGAUGGAGUGUCAGAAGCCAAUGAAACAAUUUGGUAUCAUUUGGUAUACUCAUUACGAAUCGAUUUUCAGGAACCAGUAAACGAGGAUGAAAAUGCAGAUUCAGAUACAAACAUAAGCAACAACAAAGAAAAUGGCCCAGAAAACAUGUCAACCAGCAUUAAAACCUCGCCAAAAAUGGCUGCAACCAGUGAAACCGAUACCAACAAUGGAACCAAAGAAGCAGGAAACAACACAACAGCGAAUUCAAAAUCAAAUGCAUGGAAGCCUGUGAUUUUCCGCGACAUGGAAUUUUAUCCUCUUUUACGUCAAACAUAUCGUGAAUUUUUUAUGUUCGAUUAUGAUCUCGUGCCUGAUUCGAAUGGUACGGUGCCAACGGUACUAAACCUUACAGCAGGUAUACCAGCCGGUUUUGCAUUUGAAAUAGGUGAGGUGUAUGAUAUUGGCGGAACGCUAUCUUUUGCUGUGUCCAUGAAGCAUGGGUUAAAAGGUUCUAAUGAACUGAAGAGCCUACCAACAAUGACAUCGCCCACAGAACGAAGUGGAAUUUUAGCUGAAAAAUUAAUUGGAAGACCUUUUGGCCAAGAUGAUGAUGUGGUGGAAAAAGAAGAAAAUAAAGCACUUCCACGUAGUAAUCAAACAAUAAUUGUAUGCAUGCAUCAUGGUGAACCAGGUGAACCGACGUGGCCUGAUAAAUGUCGUUAUGGCAGAAAAUUAUAUCCGGCAUCAAGCAUAGUGAACAACACAGAUUCAAAUACCAGCACUGGACUUGUGCACGUUCCUUUUCCUGAAAGCGGACAAUGGUAUGUAACGAUGGGUUUAUAUUGCCACGGAGCCGAAACUGCGGCAAGGGUCACAAUCAUCGACAGCGUCAAAGACUUUGUCAAAAAAUAUGGAAACAUGCUAGAUGAAAUGAGGGCACCGUGUGCAUGCGCAAACAGCGCCAACUAUUAUCUAACCUGUAUAAACGACCGCAAGUGUUUAGCAUCUAUGAAU